This is a messenger RNA of Spea bombifrons (plains spadefoot toad), 3642 nucleotides long. It is a transcript of the gene NOL6, whose product is annotated as nucleolar protein 6. Lineage: Eukaryota; Metazoa; Chordata; Amphibia; Anura; Pelobatidae. The record is from RefSeq and is a predicted model, not a curated record. The transcript is spliced from 26 exons. Gene Ontology annotation, biological process: rRNA processing; tRNA export from nucleus. The coding region runs from base 57 to 3512 and encodes 1151 amino acids. Gene Ontology annotation, cellular component: CURI complex; UTP-C complex; small-subunit processome.
GCGGGGUUCCUGCUGCCUGGCUGCCCCGUGUCCCACGUGUUUAGAGGGUUUGAGAGAUGAAGAGGAAACGGAGUCAGGCCCGGGAAACGGCACAGAAAGCUGUUGAGGAUGAGGAGGGCGUCCGGUCGGAGGAAGCUGAGGAGCCGGAUGAUGAUGAGGCUUCCGCGGGGGAGAAGAAAGCUGCAGCGGGGAGCGGAUCUGUCCCGGGGGAUAUUCUGAGACCCGUCAAACUGAGCAAGGCCGAGCUCUACAAACCCCCCACCAACGAGGAGCUCAACAGGCUGAAGGAGACCGAGCACCUGUUUCAUUCCAACAUUCUGCGCAUGCAGAUCGAGGAGCUGCUGCAAGAAGUGAAGCUGAAGGAGAAGAGGAGGAAAAACAUUGAUAAUUUUUUGCACCGAAUUAACUCCCUCCUGGGAGAAAUCCCCGAGACGCAGGAGCGAGACCUCGCGGACCAGUCCUGGCUCCCCAAGUCCGUGAAGGUCCCCGUCCUGCAGAUCCCGUACAGAGUGAAGGGCAGGUUUCGCUUUCAGCGCCCCUCCUCCAUCAAAGUAGUCGGCAGCUACCUGCUGGGGACCUGCAUCAAGCCGGAGAUCAAUGUGGAUUUGGCGCUGACCCUGCCGCGGGAAAUUCUCCAGGAGAAAGAUAACCUGAACCAGCGUUACUUCCGGAAGCGAGCGCUCUACUUGGCCCACAUUGCUGCGCAUCUCGCGGAUAAUGAGCUUUUUGGCAGCGUGAAGUUCUCCUACAUGAACAGCAACCACCUGAAACCCAUCCUGUUACUCCGGCCUCACGGUAAAGAUGAGAAGCUGGUAACAGUCCGUAUCCACGUCUGCCCACCGCCUGGGGUCUUCAAGGCCAGUCGUCUGUUCCCCAACAAGAACAAUGUAAGAACAGCCUGGUUCACGGAACAGCAUUGUGACAAAGAGGGGCCCAUGGAGCCUGCCACCCCUCAUUACAACACGGCCAUCCUCUCCGACUUGGCCAUGGAGCAUCACCUUCACCACCUGUCUAGCUGUGCCACGGACUUCCCCGGCAUGAAGGACGGCAUCGCCAUCCUUAAGGUCUGGCUUCGCCAGCGGCAGCUGGACAAGGGCCGCGGCAGCUUCAAUGGCUUCGUGGUAUCAAUGCUGGUGGCCUAUUUGCUUUCCAAAAAUAAGAUUAACAAAGUUAUGAGUGGCUACCAGGUCCUGAGGAACACCCUGCAGUUUCUGGCCGCCACGGAUUUGACGGUUAACGGGAUAGCGAUGUCCAGCGGCUCCGACCAUUCCCUGCCAUCGCUUGCUGAUUUUCAACAAGCCUUUGAGGUUGUGUUUGUGGACCCGUUGGGACUCGUGAAUCUAUGCGCCGACAUGACGGCCGCCACGUACAGACAGAUCCAGUUUGAGGCUCAGGAGUCUCUGAAGACAUUGGACGACACGACCAUCGAUGGAUUCCAUCUCCUCCUCAUGGUUUCCAAGCCUUUCAUCAGAACGUUUGAUCAUGUCUUUCACCUGACCCGCGUCGCCCAGCUGCAGGAAGCCUGCAAAAAGAUGAAGCUGCUGAACGAGCUGAUGGACCGGGGAGGCGAUUACGUGUCGGCCGCGCUGCCCUUCCUCCUGUCCGUAUUAAACCAGGGACUGGGCAAGAGGGUGGCUCUGCUGUCCCACACGCUGCCGCAGACGCCGGAGUGGUCCGUAGGGGACGAUCCUCGCAAGCACAAGGACGUCGGUCAGCUCUCCAUAGGCCUCUUGCUAACCACGGAGUUCUAUAGCAGUGUACUGGAAAAGGGGCCGGCAGCGGACAGCCCGGAGGCUGCGGAGUUCCGGAAGUUCUGGGGCGAGAAGUCGGAGCUGCGUCGCUUCCAGGACGGCUCGAUCUGCGAAGCGGUGGUCUGGCCGGGAAGCAACCUCCAGGAGAAACGGCGGAUCCCGGAGCUCGUCGUGAAACACUUACUGGGCCUACACGCUGACGUUCCCGAAUCGUGCGUCGCCUACGCUGGUAAUUUGCUGGAUUGCGUCCUUGUCAGGGGCAGAGAGGCCGGGACGGGCGAGGAGCACAUGGUCAGCAUUGUACAGUCUUACGACGAUCUGAGCAGAAAGCUCUGGAACCUGGAGGACCUCCCGCUAACCGUGACCUCUGUGCAAGGAACCCACCCGGCCCUCCGCUACACGGACGUGUUCCCUCCUGUUCCGGUGAAACCCGAAUGGUCCUUCUACAAAGUGUUGAAGGAUAAGAAGUGUCUCGUCCCCUUGGAAGACAAGCCGUGUCCUGCAUACAUCUCUCCGGUGAAAGUGAUCUGUCACAUGGAAGGCAGCGGGAAAUGGCCGCAGGAUAAAGACGCCAUUAAGAGGGUGAAAGCCGCGUUUCAGAUCCGUCUGGCGGAGCUGCUGAGAGCCCAGCACAAUCUGCCGUGUAAAGUGACGGCCGCCUUCACCGAUGUCUACAAGGACGGUUACGUGUUCCGUGUGCACGUCGCUUAUCACCGGGAGCCUCAGUACAUAAAGGAGUUCGUCACGCCGGAGGGGAUGCUGAAGUCGCAGGAGACGGAGGAGUCCCGGCAGCUCGAGCUGGAGACGCUCCACUCGCCGCACCUGACCAGCACGUUACACGGGCUCCAUCAGCAGCACCCAGCCUUCGGGGGCACGUCUCGUCUGGCCAAGCGCUGGAUUAACUGUCAGCUCUUGGGGGGCAGCUUCUCCGAGGAAUGCGUGGAUCUGUUGGUUGCUCACCUGUUUCUGCACCCGGCUCCGUUCAGCGCCCCCAGCUCCCCUCAGGUGGGAUUCUUGCGCUUCCUUCACCUCUUGGCGACUUUUGAUUGGAAGAACAGCCCCCUGAUAGUGAAUCUGAACGGAGACUUAAAGGGUACGGACUUUACAGAAAUUCAGAAUGAUUUUGUGUCGUCGCGCAUGCAGCUCCCGGUUAUGUUCAUCGCUACCCCCAGGGAGAGGAAGGACUCCGUGUGGACCAGGAAGCAGCCGUCCGCGCAGAUCCUGCAGCGCCUCAUUCUUCUCUCUGUGGAGUCCCUGCGCGUUCUGGAAAAGCAGCUGAUGGACCCGCUGGAAGAACACAACAUCAAGAUGAUUUUCCGGCCGUCGCUGAACCUGUACGAUGUUUUGAUUCGCCUGAAUCCCAAGCAGAUUCCUCGCCACCGGGAGGCGCUGGACACCCCGCUGAAGUCCUUUGUGCGGGGUGUGCUGAAAAGUGACGCUCCUGUCAAGGACCUCUUCUUCCCAGUGGUGGAUUAUGACCCUGUCCAGUUAUACCUCAACGAGCUCAGAGAGGCCUAUGAAGAAUUUGCUCUGUUUUUCUACGAUUCCCACGGAGGGGAAGUGAUUGGAGUUCUAUGGAAGCCAUCAAGCUUCGAGCCGCAGCCAUUCAAAACGACCAACGCAAACGGAAGGAUAAUGGACAAGGACAGCAGCCCCCCUGUGAUGAUCCCCAACGUGGAAGCCAUCCUAGAAGACUUCCGGAUUCUGGGAGAAGGCCUCGUCCACAACGUGGAGACUCGGACUGAGAAAUGGGCCAUUUAAAAAAAAAAAAAAAAAAAACCUUCCCGAUCCGGUGUUCAGUGACUGCAGAGGCUGCUGCGCCAUCCACGCCUGCGCCAGAGUCUGGGUUUUACGAUGAGACGAGGGGUCUUUUAUUAAAAAAAAACAAAAA